UAGACCUGCUCAUUCUCCAGCCAUACGAUAAUAAAACACUACAUCUUCUUCCUACAAAACAAUAAUAUGAAUAGAGCACUGCCGGAGAUGAUAAACUGCCCAGCAAAUCUCUCAGCUCACACCACCACUGUUGACAUGAGCGUCCUAGACAGACAGAGAGCUCGACUCAAAUGGCAGAAAGACCACCACCACCAACAACAACAACUUAAUAAUAAUGAUCACUAUCAUCUUUACAAUGACGACCAAUUUGGCAUCUUCUCAACAAGUCCAACCCCAUCUCACCACCACCACCAGCAACUUCAGGACCUACUAAACACUCCUACCGGUUUCAAGACUCAGCCAAUUAAGCCCGACCCAGCCAAUUUGGACAUCAGCUGGCCUGAUCUAGGGAUGUUCGGUUCUGGGACAGGGAUGAUUGACAUGAAUUAUGGUAUCAACUCUACCACGUUGAGCUGCCCAUUAGCCAUGCCGCCCAAUGAGGAAACAACCAUUGAUGCCAAGAAGUUGACUCUCGCCGGUAGGAAGAGAAGACCUGUUAGCAAUGUCCUUAAGGUGUUAGUGGAAGAGGACUGCAGUAAAGAUAAGGAUAAGGAUAAGAAGAAGAUUAAAACAUCUUCUUCAGAAGGAGAGUCCAAAAUAACAGAUCAAAACAGUGAUGAUAUUGGUGACACCAAUGGCAACAAGAAGAAGCUUAAGAAGAAGAAUAACAAAGAAACAUCUGCUGCUGCUGCUGCUGCUGCUGAUAAAUCCAAGGCCUCCUCCUCAGAUUACAUUCAUGUUCGAGCACGUCGCGGUCAGGCCACAGACAGCCAUAGCCUGGCUGAGAGAGUUAGAAGGGAGAAGAUCAGUGAGAGAAUGAGAUAUCUUCAAGACUUAGUGCCAGGGUGCAAUAAGAUCACAGGAAAAGCUGGAAUGCUCGAUGAAAUCAUAAAUUAUGUACAAUCACUUCAACGACAAGUUGAGUUUUUAUCAAUGAAACUAGCUUCUGUGAAUCCUAGCCUGGAUUUCAACAUCGACAGCUUCUUUCCAAAAGAGGUAUUUUCAAGCUACCCAGCAUUCGAAAUGACUCCAGAAAUUGCUAAUCACAAUUAUGUCCAAUCCAAUCCUACACAAAUGGUCUCAACUAGCAGUUGUAUGGACAUGGGAAUACUUAACCCACUUGAUAUUGGAUUGAGAAGAACGAUAAACACUCCUCCUGUAUCAGUUCAAGAAACAAUUCUUGAUUCAUCAUUUUUCAAUAACACCAUCCCUCUCCAGUUAUCCGAAUGGGAUGCUAGUUUACACAACAUUUAUGCCAUGGAGUUUCUACAGGGAAGAACGACAACCACACCAAUGUUUCCAUGCCAACAAUUCACAGGUCUCAGUGAAGCAAGUAUGAAGAUAGAGAGAUGUGACAAUUAAUCAAUGGACCAGAACUAUUUUUAAAGCACCUUCUAGCAUUAAUCUUUUGUUCUUGUUGAGCGAGUACAUAAAAAUGUAUAGUUGUAUUUACACUAUUAUCUAGAGAAAGAAGUAUUAGAAUGA
Impatiens glandulifera is the source of this 1524-nucleotide messenger RNA. Its product is annotated as transcription factor HBI1-like. Gene Ontology annotation, biological process: regulation of DNA-templated transcription. Gene Ontology annotation, molecular function: DNA-binding transcription factor activity; protein dimerization activity. The record is from RefSeq and is a predicted model, not a curated record. Lineage: Eukaryota; Viridiplantae; Streptophyta; Magnoliopsida; Ericales; Balsaminaceae. Bases 67 to 1401 code for a protein of 444 amino acids. The transcript is spliced from 7 exons. Gene Ontology annotation, cellular component: nucleus.